AUGUUGAAAGACGAUUCACCUUUUAUCGCUGCCGUGCUGGGAGGCGACACACUGUAUGAAUUAAGAUCGUCCUUACAACUGGCAGAACUAGAAAGAUUAUCAGGAUUCUCAUCACAUGUUUCACCGAAAACAACUGGUCAAGAUAUAGCCCGAUUGCUGCAAGCUUGCGGAUAUAAACUUAUAACUGUAGAUAUAACCGAUAUGAAAAUACGUUAUCCCUCAAUGUUUGAACUAAUGUUCGAUAUUCAAGGCAUGGGAGAGAGUAAUGCCUCAAUAUUUGGUAGUAAACAUAUGCACAAAGAAGUGCUACAGGCUUCUGCGGCAAUAUAUCAGAAUCUGUAUGGUAGUGGAAAUAUUGAGGAGGGCGUACCAGCUACAUUUCAAGUUAUACAUUUUAUAGGUUGGAAAAACCCAACCAAGGCUACUAGUUUAAGAUCUCAAUAA
Molecule: messenger RNA, 444 nt
Organism: Cryptomeria japonica (Japanese cedar)
Lineage: Eukaryota; Viridiplantae; Streptophyta; Pinopsida; Cupressales; Cupressaceae
Exons: 1
Coding region: 1-444 (147 amino acids)
Biological process (GO): mitochondrial respiratory chain complex I assembly
Cellular component (GO): mitochondrion
Source: RefSeq, a predicted model, not a curated record